This is a messenger RNA of Tympanuchus pallidicinctus (lesser prairie-chicken), 5288 nucleotides long. It is a transcript of the gene LRRC7, whose product is annotated as leucine rich repeat containing 7. Gene Ontology annotation, cellular component: postsynaptic density; postsynaptic membrane; adherens junction. The transcript is spliced from 28 exons. Gene Ontology annotation, biological process: neurotransmitter receptor transport postsynaptic membrane to endosome; neurotransmitter receptor transport, endosome to postsynaptic membrane. The record is from RefSeq and is a predicted model, not a curated record. Gene Ontology annotation, molecular function: protein binding. NCBI's taxonomy places the organism in Eukaryota, Metazoa, Chordata, Aves, Galliformes, Phasianidae. Bases 366 to 4850 code for a protein of 1494 amino acids.
CGGGCGGCGAGCCCCGGGCGCGGGCAGCCCUCGGCGGCGCCCCCGCAGGCUCCGCGCCCCCGGACCGCGGCGUGGAACGCGCGCUCCCGGCUGCGGCUGAACCCGCAACGUGAAAAACUGAUGUGAAUCAAAAUGGUCACCACCUAGAAGUCUGCAGCGACGAGUGACAAUUACACGCCAUCACAUCGGUGAACCUCUCGAGAGGCUGAGAAGCUGGCGCUGAAGCUGAAGCCUGGGAAGUGCUCCUCAGUAUUUUUUGCUGGCUUGUGCCAUGUCUGCUGCAGAAGAGCUUUCUGCAAGUCCCUCUCUUGCAUGACAACACUGUGUGAAACUGUCAUAACCAGUACAGCUGAGAGUUGGAAAACAUGCCCUGCUUGGAGAUGACAACCAAAAGGAAGAUUAUUGGCCGCUUGGUGCCCUGCCGCUGUUUUCGCGGUGAGGAGGAGAUCGUUUCCGUCCUGGAUUACUCUCACUGCGGCCUGCAGCAGGUGCCAAAGGAGGUCUUCAACUUCGAGCGCACGUUAGAGGAGCUUUAUCUGGAUGCCAAUCAAAUCGAAGAGCUACCCAAGCAACUGUUCAACUGCCAGGCGCUACGCAAGCUGAGCAUACCAGACAAUGACCUCUCCAGUCUGCCAACCACCAUUGCUAGCUUAGUUAAUCUCAGAGAACUUGAUAUCAGUAAAAAUGGAAUUCAAGACUUCCCAGAGAAUAUUAAGUGCUGUAAAUGCUUAACAAUUAUUGAAGCCAGUGUCAAUCCAGUAUCGAAGCUGCCAGAUGGCUUCACACAACUUCUAAAUUUGACCCAGCUCUAUCUAAAUGAUGCCUUUUUGGAGUUUCUCCCAGCUAACUUUGGAAGACUUGUCAAAUUGAGAAUAUUGGAGUUAAGGGAAAAUCACUUGAAAACUCUACCAAAGUCGAUGCACAAGCUGACUCAGCUGGAGAGACUUGAUCUGGGCAAUAAUGAGUUUUCUGAACUGCCCGAGGUUCUCGAACAAAUACAGAAUCUGAAGGAAUUGUGGAUGGACAAUAAUUCUCUGCAAAUACUACCUGGGUCUAUAGGGAAGUUAAAACAGCUCGUGUACCUGGAUAUGUCAAAAAACAGGAUAGAAACUGUUGAUUUGGACAUAUCGGGAUGUGAAGGACUUGAAGACCUCCUGUUGUCAUCAAAUAUGUUGCAGCAACUGCCAGACUCCAUAGGGCUGCUGAAAAGGCUCACCACGUUAAAAGUGGAUGACAAUCAGCUCACAAUUUUGCCCAACGCGAUUGGAAAUUUAUCUUUAUUAGAAGAAUUUGACUGCAGUUGCAAUGAGUUGGAGUCGUUACCUUCUACCAUCGGUUACCUUCACAACCUGAGGACGUUGGCUGUGGAUGAGAAUUUCCUUCCUGAGCUGCCCAGAGAAAUUGGAAGUUGCAAAAACGUAACGGUGAUGUCCCUGCGCUCCAACAAACUGGAAUUUCUUCCAGAUGAAAUAGGUCAGAUGCAGAAGCUGAGAGUGUUAAACCUGAGUGAUAACAGGCUGAAGAACUUGCCAUUCACUUUUACUAAACUCAAAGAACUUGCAGCUUUGUGGCUUUCUGACAACCAGUCCAAGGCUCUCAUCCCCCUGCAAACUGAGGCUCACCCGGAAACGAAGCAGAGAGUUUUGACUAACUACAUGUUUCCCCAGCAACCCCGCAGCGAUGAAGAUUUCCAGUCAGACAGUGAUAGCUUCAACCCUACUUUGUGGGAGGAGCAGAGACAGCAACGUAUGACUGUUGCCUUUGAAUUUGAAGAAAAAAAGGAAGAGGAGGAAAAUCCAGGGAAAGUUAAGGUUGAAAUAAAUCUAAAACGUUAUCCCACUCCAUACCCGGAGGAUUUAAAGAAUAUGGUAAAAUCAGUUCAAAAUCUGGUGGGCAAAACAAGCCAUGGAGUACGGCCUGAGAACUCAGCACCAACCGCCAACACUGAACAAACUGUGAAAGACAAGUAUGAGCACAAGUGGCCCAUGGCACCAAAGGAGAUUUCAGUGGAGGUGCAAGAAUUCCAUAAGAGUCACCUGUCUGAUACAGACAACACUCAUAAAUCGACUCUGGACAGGAAGGAGAAAGAAGAGCGUACAAAAAGCUCAGAGGAUGCCUUUGGACAUCCUGCCAGUGAGAUGAGGAUAGGGGAACUUCGUCCUUCCCUGCCAGAGACUCCGUUGUACCCACCCAAACUUGUUCUUCUGGGUAAAGACAAGAAAGAGUCGACAGAUGAGUCUGAAGCAGAUAAGAUCCACUGUCUGAAUAACAGCGUUUCCUCAGGCACUUACUCAGACUAUUCCCCUUCCCAGGCUUCCUCAGGGUCCUCCAACGCGCACAUUAAAAUGGGGUCCUUGCAGACAUCGGCUAAAGAAGCAGUGAAUAACUCUUUGUGGGGGAACAGCAGGCUGGUGCAAUCGUUUCCACAGCCCCUCGAAACAAAGCCAUUACUGAGCCAACGGGAAUCUGCUCCGGCAGGGAACGUGCCGCCGCGCACCGACCGGCGUCCUCUGAGUGAGACCUUCACCGACAGCUGGAAUGACAGCUCACACUACGACAACACCGGCUUCGUGGCGGAGGAGAGUGUGGUGGAGAACCCCAGCGCUAACCCUCUGCUAAGCACGAAAUCUAGAAGCACAUCUGCGCAUGGGCGCAGGCCGCUGAUUAGGCAGGACAGGAUAGUUGGCAUUCCUCUGGAGCUGGAGCAGCCGACGCUCAGAAACACACACGAAUCUGAAGUGCCUCCUCCCAACCCUUGGCAAAAUUGGACCAGAACCCCUAGUCCUUUUGAAGACAGGACAGCUUUUCCUUCCAAACUGGAAAACACCCCCACCACCAGCCCUUUGCCCGAGCGGAAAGAUCUUGUCAAAGAGUCUCCUGAGAUAACUAGCACUUUCGCUCCCGGAAUAGCAUGGGAAUAUCACGAUUCAAAUGCUAACAGAAGCCUCACAAAUGUCUUUUCACAUAUCCACUGUCGCCCAGACCCUUCUAAAAGCGUUAUUUCCAUCAGCAAGAGUACGGAAAGGCUUUCUCCGAUGAUGAGGGAUUUAAAAACUAACAAAUUUAAGAAAUCGCAAAGUAUCGACGAGAUAGACAUCGGUACCUACAAGGUUUAUAAUAUUCCUUUAGAAAACUAUGCAUCUGGUAACGAUACUGUAGGAGCCCACGAGAGGGUGGACAAGCUGCUGGGCCCGGAGCACGGCAUGCUGAGCAUGUCCCGCAGCCAGUCGGUCCCCAUGCUGGACGACGAGCUGCUGACCUACGGCAGCGUCAAGGUGCAGCCGCAGCAGAAGUCAUCCGUGACGAAGAAGGUCUACCAGUUUGACCAAAGCUUCAACCCGCAGGGAGCAGUGGAGGUCACGGCCGAGAAGAGGCUACCGCCGCCUUUCCAGCUCAACCCCGAGUACAUCGCCCCGCAGAGCAAGAACCUGCCCCAGGAGCUGGUCAGCCCCAGGGCGUACCGCGGCUACCCGCCCGUGGAGCACAUGUUCUCCUUCUCCCAGCCGUCGGUGAAUGAGGAUUCUGUCAGCACGCCCUUCACGAGCCAGGGCUCCAGGCCGGGCUUCUUGAGGAGGGCGGAUUCUCUGGCCAGCUCCACCGAGAUGUCCAUGUUCCGCAGGGUGAGCGAGCCCCACGAGCUGCCGCCCGGCGACAGAUACGGCCGGGCUCCGUACCGCGGGGCCAUGGAGCGCCAGGGCAGCAUCUCGGUCUCCGAGUCCCAGUUCCUCAAGAGGAACGGCAGGUACGAGGACGAGCAUCCUUCUUACCAAGAAGUGAAAGCCCAGACCGGCAGCUUUCCCGUUAAAAACCUCACCCAAAGGAGGCCCUUGUCUGCAAGAAGCUACAGUACAGAAAGUUAUGGCACCUCUCAAACCAGGCCGGUCUCAGCGAGGCCCACCAUGGCGGCUCUGCUGGAAAAGAUACCGUCAGACUAUAACUUGGGUAACUAUGGCGACAAGCCUUCCGAUAGCAGUGAUAUAAAGACAAGGCCCACCCCUGUGAAGGGAAAUGAGAGCUGUGCUAAAAUGCCCGCUGACUGGAGACAACAGCUACUUAGACAUAUAGAAGCUAGAAGGUUAGACAGGACCGCUGCUUACAAACACAACACAGUUAGCCUUGGCAUGCUGCACUCUGGAGGGUUUUCAGCAAUGCAUGCCGGCAGAAGCAUGACUUUAAACUUGCAGACUAAAUCUAAAUUUGAAAACCAAAUGCUUCAAGAGCUACCUCUACCGAAAACCCCGUCGCAGCAGAGCAGCAUCCUGGACAACGGGCAGGACGAGGGGCCGGGGAGCGGCCAGUGGAACCCCUACCCGCUGGGGCGGCGGGACGUGCCCCCCGACACCGUCAGCAAGAAGGCAGGUAGCCACAUCCAGACCUUGAUGGGGUCGCAAAGCCUGCAGCACCGCAGCCGUGAGCAGCAGUACGAGGGGAACAUGAACAAGGUGACCAUCCAGCAGUACCAGCCCCCGCUGCCCAUCCAGAUCCCCUCCUCGCAGAGCUCCCGAGCGCCGCAGACGGGGCGAUGCCUCAUCCAGACCAAGGGGCAGAGGAGUACGGACGCCUACCAGGAGCAGUUUUGUGUGAGGAUAGAGAAGAAUCCUGGCCUUGGUUUUAGUAUCAGUGGUGGAAUAAGUGGACAAGGCAAUCCAUUCAAACCUUCCGAUAAGGGUAUCUUUGUUACUAGGGUUCAGCCUGACGGACCAGCAUCCAGCCUGCUCCAGCCUGGCGACAAGAUCCUCCAGGCAAACGGACACAGUUUUGUACAUAUGGAACACGAGAAAGCUGUAUUACUACUGAAGAGUUUCCAGAACACAGUAGACCUAGUUAUUCAACGUGAGCUUACCGUCUAAAUAUUUUUUUAUAAAUAGUAAAUAUGUCUAGCCAGAUCUAACGUUCAAACAGAUUUAUACAUAGGAAACCAAUUUUUGCCAAUUGCUGGACCAAUGGCAAACAGUAGUGCCAAAUGUAUAAUACUCUAUGUCAGUACCAAUCAUCUCGACAGAAAUACACGACCGACAGAUCUCUGGUUCAUGUGGCUACGUAUCAGUUCUACCCGUCAGCCUCCGGCUGUGCAUUGGUGCGUUUUUUUAAUCGAGUUUCUUCUUAAGGUCAAUUUCAUAUGAUUUCAAAACACAGAAGCACAUACCAGUUCGUUAGGAAUUCUGCUGUCCAUCAGAAACACUGCCUCAAAGUUGUAUAUGCCUUUAUAAAGAUGAAAUAUAUUAACCUGUACUUCCCAUGAGAUAUUUCUAUCAUGUCACAUACGAAAAUAUAGAGAAAAGAUAUUU